This is a messenger RNA of Suillus bovinus, 1322 nucleotides long. Its product is annotated as autophagy-related protein. NCBI's taxonomy places the organism in Eukaryota, Fungi, Basidiomycota, Agaricomycetes, Boletales, Suillaceae. Bases 43 to 1092 code for a protein of 349 amino acids. Gene Ontology annotation, cellular component: phagophore assembly site membrane; cytoplasm; Atg12-Atg5-Atg16 complex. Gene Ontology annotation, biological process: cellular response to nitrogen starvation; nucleophagy; autophagy of mitochondrion. The transcript is spliced from 4 exons. The record is from RefSeq and is a predicted model, not a curated record.
UGAGCACUACCUGCAAAUAGUUACCAUCUUGACAGAGUUCUGAUGUCUGCCUACGGUACUACGCGCCAUCACGGUCAGCCGUCUGCGAACUCAACUCCAGCAUCAACGACUCUUUUUCGCCGCCUGACAUGGGAGGGCACUGUUCCCCUUGAAAUUCGUGUAGACUCAAAAGAGUUACCAGCAAAUUCCGAUCGCGGCCUGGAAUGUUAUUAUAUUCAAGCUCCUCGUGUCAGUUACUUGCCUCUUCUUAUGCCUGAGAUACGACGAUUCUUGAUGGAUGUCGUAUUCGACGAGGCAGCUGGAAAGAUGCUCAAGGAGGAAGAAUGGUGGUUCGAGAGCGAGGAAGGUACGCUGUUGAAGUGGCACUGGCCGAUAGGGCUGAUCUACGAUAAUCACACCAUCUCUGCUUCAAUUCGGCCACCGUCUCAGACUUCCACAUCUCACUACAAUCUGCAAGUGACUCCCUUGAAGCUCAUUCUCCACCUUGCAUCACCUCCCACAGAGAAGCUUCUUCUCUCGCCUUCUGCCGAAUCUUGCAAACAAGCAUUUAUGGGGCAGCUCAAGGAGGCAGACUUCAUAAGAUGGGGAAACACGAAGCGCAUGACGGGACUUCGGAAGCAAGACCAGGAUGGUAUCUGGGAAGGCAUCAAAGAACAUAACUUCGAUGACUAUUGGCGCGUCGCAUCUAAGAUAGUGCCUACAACCGCACCUGCGCGGUCGGGCUCUCCACCACCUUCCACGAAUCCAUCAAUGCAUGCAAGGCCACCAUCUGUAGACCCGCAGAGUGCACCGGAUCGUGAUAACGCUUAUAACGUUCGCAGUGUCCCAGUUAGGUUAUAUUUACCUGACGGACCCGUGAUGCAAGACGUUGUCCCCCCGACCCUUGAAGACGGCUCGGCACAUACCCUAGUGCAUUAUCUAUCUACGCAUCUUCCCCUCCUCUUUCCACCUGCGCCGUAUUCUGGCCCAGAACUCGCUUAUGCUAUGAUGCAUGGUGUGCUGGUACCUCCUGAUGCGGAGAUGGCAUGGUUAGGGGCUUGUAUGGCGGGCGCAGAUGGGUGGGUAAGUAUUUGCGUAGGAAUCGCACGGUAGGCAAUUAUGGUGCAUUUUCUACUGACCGGACGAUAAAUGUAUGAGAUACCCUUUCUCCACCGUAGUGUGAGUCAGUCACAUCUUUCGAGAACUUGAAGAAAUUUCACACCAGUAAAUUUAAUUUUCGCUCGUCUGUCAAUCAUCGGUUGUUCUGCGUCCCAUCAUGUCCGGAUCUCAUGACGGUGAAUUCGGUUUCCUGAAUAUAAGUCCACCCCGCGGGCUGCAUCUAA